Molecule: messenger RNA, 438 nt
Organism: Dibothriocephalus latus
Lineage: Eukaryota; Metazoa; Platyhelminthes; Cestoda; Diphyllobothriidea; Diphyllobothriidae
Source: the annotation of a GenBank genome assembly
AUGGAGAAAGACGAACUCAUGGGUGACACCUUUGCGAUGAAAGUCGGAAAUAUUCCCCCGUCGGAGACGGCAGUAAUAAAACUGCGCUAUGUGUGCCGGCUUCAAGCACGGAAAGUUACCGAUGACGCUGCUAACCGCGCAGUGGCCGUUUUCAGGCUACCUUCCGUGCUUAAUCCACGCUAUACGCCACCAUCUUCUGAAACCGAACGGCAGUUUGGCCCUUCAAGUGCAAUCCCAGUGUGCAAGGUGAACGUACCCUACAAAUUUUUCUUCUCAGCAGGUCUGAAAUCUCAAUGUGCAAUAAUGGCGGUAAAUUCUGCGAAGGACGUCUUUAAAUUGACGUACCACGGAGAAGACAAAACGGCGGCAAAGGUAAUUAUAAUGCCUUCAAAGUCCCACAAUAUUUCAGGACUUCCUAAUAUUGUGAACGUUCUGUAA